This is a messenger RNA of Tricharina praecox, 1421 nucleotides long. RefSeq lists its product as uncharacterized. The record is from RefSeq and is a predicted model, not a curated record. The coding region runs from base 145 to 1416 and encodes 423 amino acids. NCBI's taxonomy places the organism in Eukaryota, Fungi, Ascomycota, Pezizomycetes, Pezizales, Pyronemataceae. The transcript has 2 exons.
AUGCGUGCCUACCGUCAUUCCCGUUAUCAGCCCACCAACAACGCAUCUCAGCUUUAUUUAUAUAGACCUCAACGUCUAUGUAGGCCAUAACCUUAACCUCACAUCAUGCCCACUGUCAUCUAGAAACCCCAACCGAUCACCUCCAUGGCACCACCUGCCCUCCCCGUAACCAACACCCAGCUUCGCUGGAUAGGGCUCAUCUCCUUCCUCGCGCUCCUGUGGAAGACGCUCACCCUGCGCUCACCGUUCUUCCUCGUCCCGCCGCUCCCGGCAAUCGCAACACCGCACACCUGCGCCGUGCACCACCGCCCGCUCCUCGCCUACUGUGAAGACUUCAGCACGAUCCCGAAUUCGCCGCUGCUCCUGCUCGCCUGCGAUCCCUCACGGCUCCAAUGGGACCACAUAACGGGGAACAUCCCGGCAGGGCUGCCCGUGGGCGAGGUCUGGAUCUACAACCCCGCCUCACCAGCGUCGGCGCCGACGAGGGCACACCUGGGCAUCUCGGACUUCCGCCCGCUCGGCAUCUCGGCCACGAACACCACCUCGGGAACACGAUUCUUUGUCGUGAACCAGGCGCGUGCUGGGCCGCGGGUCGAGGUCUUCGACCUAGCCCUCUCCACCGGCGCGGCCACACACGUGGCAACACUGGAGCACCCGCGCAUCGCCUCGCCCAACUCCGUUGCCGCCACGGGGCCGGACGGGUUCUAUCUCACCAACGACCUGCUGUUCGCGCGGCGCGGCGCGGCGCACGUAAUUGCGCUGGCGGCGGAGCUGCUGACCGCUGCGCCCGGCGGGAGUCUGGUCCACGUUGCCCUUGCGAGCGAUAGCGAGGGAGGGGUCAGCAUAGAGAAGGCACAUAUGAUCUCGCGCUUGGCGCUCGGGAAUGGUGUGGCCGUGGAUACUGCUACGAACCGUGUUUGGGCUGUCGCCACGUUGAAGGGCAUAUACGAAUUCGAGUACGAUCCGGCGGAUCCGGCUAGGAUCGGCGGCGCGAUGUUUCUCAGGGCCGCGGUGCUGGCGGAUAAUCUCGUGUUUACGGCUGGAGAGCUGUUUGUUAGUGGUUUCACGUCGCUGCGGGGAAUGUUAGAGAGCAGUAAGAACCCGGAGGCGAGGAAGCCCGGAGGACUGACGGCCAAGGUGCUGCCACUGCUGAAGAUGCGGGAGGACGCCGUCGAGGUCGUGAAGAGGAAGUAUGAUGUUGCCAAUUCAGCCCUAAGGAGGGAAGAGUGGAGAUGGGAGACGGUAUUUGUGGAUGAUGGUGGGUUUUAUGGCCCGGUUAGUACUGGUGCAGUGCUGGAGGGCGGGAAGUAUGUGGGCGUUAGUCUGCUGGAUCACGGAGUGGUCGUUUGUGAUGAGAAACCAGUGAAGGGGAGGACUGUGGUGGAGCCUGAGGAGGAUGUGAAGGAUGAGUUGUGAGCAAG